CUACAAACUUCUUUACACACACACACAUACACUCUCUCUCUCUCUCUCUCUGCGUUUCUCAGAAUUCUCACACUCUCUGUCUCUCAUUUCUCGCACCGAUCGUCUCGUUUUUUCUCCUAUGGCGGAGGGCGAUAACCUCUUCGCCGGCCUCGCCGAAGCUCUCUUCGCCGGGGCGAAGCCUCUCUCCCCCGCCGAUCUUCUCCGCAAGCUUCGCUCCGAGGACUCCAUCAGACCGGCGCUCCAAAACUUCUAUUUGAUCCUCAAACGCGGCGUCGAGACUUCGCCGGAAGAUGGUGCUCGCUUAGGGCUUCAAUCCUGGAACGACUCGCAGAUUCAAGCCGUUGCUUCGAUUGCUUCUGCGCUCGCCUCCGCUUCUCGAUCUCUCUCUGUGGAGCAAGCAGAAGCAUUAAUUGUUGCAGUCGUGCAACAGUCGCUGGAAUUCGCUGUUUCUUAUUUGGAGAAAUCGGAAUUCAAUGGCGAUGAUUUAAGUAUUCAGAAUAAAUUGGUACAGCUUUUGGAGAUAGCAUUAGUUGAUGGAGUGGAUAAAGUAUCUGAGACAUUGCAGCCCUGCUCUAUAAAUAGCUUGGUAGACCUAUUGCCAACGGUUGCUGAUUGUUGUGGCAUUGAUUUGGAUAAUCAUGUUAAAUGCAGUCUUCAAGGGACCAGUUGCUCUGUGGAAGAGAAACCAGUGGAUCGGCUUCAUAUGACAUUAGCUUCUGAGUGCAUACAAUCGGAUAGGCAGACAUCUGGAUUCAUUGCACAUGCUUUGCACCAAAAUUUGAACAAGUUUAUUUUUCUGUCCCAGCAUUGGGCUGUUGCUCAUGUGGGAUGCAUUCGGCGUCUGGUAUUGCUCUGCAAAGAAUUGAUUGCAAUACCAGCUGUGUUUGAUGAGAAGACAGCUGGUACAAAUUUCAGCAAGAGACUCUCAUUCAGUUUGAGGAUUUUGAAGUUACUUGGAAGUCUUUCAAAGGACAUUCCUUACAUUGAAUAUGAUGUCCAAUUGGUUCAGGCAGUUGCUUCUUUUGCUGAUGUAUUGCCAAUUUUGUUUAGACCUGGAUUUGAGUUUGUAAAUAGCCAUGCUGCUAUUGAUGGUAGUUUUGAGAGCCUGAUUCUGUUUCUUUUGGAAGAGUUUCUUCAGCUUGUUCAAGUUGUUUUCUGCAAUAGUAGCAUUUUUCAGAAUAUUCAAGCAUGUAUAGUAGCUUCUAUAUUGGACAAUUUGGAUUCUACUGUGUGGAGAUACAACAAGUCCACUGCUAACCUGAAGCCUCCGCUAGCUUUCUUCCCUCGCAGUGUUCUUUACAUAUUGAAACUUAUUUAUGAUCUCAAGAGGCAAACACAUCAGCCUCUCAAUUGGGAGGAGUUUGAAAGAGUGCUUAGUGGCAGUUCUGCUGAUCUGAUUGAUUCCCCUUAUUGUUAUGUUCAUUUUGAGAAGGUUCCUUUACUUAAGAGGUACACAGUGGAAGAACUAUUGAAAAUGAUAUUCCCCUCAUCAAAGCAGUGGGUGGACAAUCUAAUGCAUCUUAUUUUUUUUCUUCAUUCUGAAGCAGUAAAAUUAAGGCCAAAAGUGGAGCGAUCAUCUUCCAGUUGUGCAAAAACUAUUUCCAACUCUGAAUUGGAAAAUGCAGUUUGCCAAGAGGAUGAAGCCCUUUUUGGUGACCUUUUUUCUGAGAGUGGUCGUUCUGUAGGAUCUACAGAUGGAUAUGAUCAACCACCUGUUGCUAUCAAUUCUAGCUCCAGCCAUAGCAACACACCAAUUCAAGCUGCUACAGAAAUGUUGAGUUUUCUUGAAUUGAGCAUCUUCUCUCCGGAAUGUUAUACAUCCAUAUACGAGGAUGGCCGCAAACAAAUCAGUAGGAGCCAUAUUGAUAUUUUGCUUUCCUUACUUAUUUGUCAGGGCUGUUGUUCUGAAGAUAGGACAUCUGAUAGCUGUGGCAGUUUACGUGAAGAGAGGAGAAAUGGGAAUAUCCAUGAACUUUGCUUUGAGCUGUUGCACAACCUUCUCACUCACCAUGCUUUGUCUGAUUCCCUUGAAGAGUACCUUGUUGAGAAAAUUCUGAAUGUUGAAAACGAUAUUUUUGUUUACAAUGAUCAGACUCUAACCUUGCUAGCUCGCACUCUUCUCUGUAGGGUGGGUUUGGCAGGUAGCCAGUUCAGAACCCAAAUAUACAGGGGAUUUGUGUGUUUUGUUCUUGAGAAGGCAAAAGCUAUUUCUUAUAAAUGUCCUAGCCUCAAGGAGCUUAUUGGUACCCUUCCCUCUGUCUUUCAUAUUGAGAUUCUUCUUAUGGCAUUCCACUUAUCUUCCGAAGGAGAAAAGGCAACACUGGCAAACUUAAUAUUUUCUUCCCUCAGAGCAAUUGAGGUUCCAACUUCGGGUUUUAACAGCACACAGUUUUCAUGCUGGGCUUUACUAAUUUCAAGGUUGAUUUUAGUGCUUCGUCAUAUGAUAUUUUAUCCACAUACUUGUCCUCCAUCAUUGGUCCUGGAUUUGCGAUCCAAGUUGAGGGAAGCCCCCCAUUCUGUUUCACAUCUGCCUAAUAACAUGAAUGAUUAUUUAUCCUCUUGGGCAUCAGUUGCAGUAAAUAGUUUGGUUGGUGCAUGGAUUGAAGAGCCUGUCAUUAGUAGCUUGAUCAAUCAACUGAUUGAUAUUUCAGCCCUUCCUACUUCACUAUAUCGAGAUGAUCAGGCCAAAGGUGGCUUAUGCUUGAGUUGGAAUGAUAUUUUUGCAACUUUCUCAUGGAUUCUCGGGUCUUGGAAAGGUAAAAAAGCUGCAGCACCUGAAGAGCUUAUUAUUGAAAGAUAUGUUUUUGCACUUUGUUGGGAUUUUCCUUCGGUGUGUACUGCAUCCGACAAUCUGCUUCCAUUUCGGACUGGCUCCCAGGCUCUGGACUUAUCUGAUAUGGCACAUUUCUUCUGCUUCACCCACUCAUUUUUGGGGUGCAGUGAUGCCUUUGACCGUGGCACUAGUUUCCCUGGAGUAGUAGUUGGCCUAAUUCAGCACUUGCAUGCCAUGCACGUACCAGAGGGAAUUGAAGAACUAGGCUGGGAUUUCUUUAGGAAUGGAUCAUGGUUGUCUUUGAUACUUUCCAUACUUAAUGUUGGCAUCUGGAGAUAUUGCAUUAAGAAUAAAAUUCCUGGAGCAAGUCCAUGGACAGAAAACACAUCUAGGGACAAUGAGUAUAUCACUCUUUCUGAAGACCUGAUUUGCUCCAUUGUUGAAGCUGGUCAAAUUGAAAUGCUGGUCAGGCUGCUGUCUUCUAUGUUGGAAAGAUAUUUGCAGGCUCAACAGAAAGCUUUCCUAGCUACUGUUGAUAAUGAUCAGAACAAUGCUAAUAUGUUUUCACCUCUAUUGCUUCUCAAGCAUUCUGGAUUUGACAAAUGUUUUCAAGAUGAGCUCCUUGAAAAGAGUUGCACCACUUCUUCCCAGCUGGACCCUGUUCUUGAUAUCUUAUUGAAGUUGGAUGCUGCCAUUGAUAAGAGAGCUGUCGGAAAUUUAUCCAGGGCCUAUUGGGAAUUUAUGUUGCACGGUUUACCCUUUAGUCCUCAAACUGCUAGUGGAAUUCUUGUUUCUUGCAUUCUUAGCAUAAGAGGUAUCAUUUCCAUUCUAGAUGGGCUGCUCAGAAUAAAAAAUGCGAGAGAAAAUAUCCAUCUGGAGACUGAACUACUUGGUCAAAUUCUUGGUACAGUAAUGACGGUCAGGUUUGAUAGGAUCUUUGGAAGCAUUCAUGGGAUGUGUGAAGAUAUUUAUCACAUCUUAAAUGUUGGUUUGGAAGUAUUGGAUUAUUCCAACUUACUUCUAAUAAAGCACAUGGAAGGUUUUCUAAGGGACAUCAAUGCCAGAGGAGUAGGUGAUAGCAGUAUCCAUGAAUUGAUAAUUACCAAGGCAAUUGAUACAAUUGAUAGCCUUAAGAAAGACCCUUCAAAGUCUGCCAUUUUCCAAUUUUAUGUUGGUGCGGAGGAUGUGUCAGAGCAGGUGAAGGAUCAGUAUGGGUUGCAGCAUGGUGAUUUGUUGGUUUUGAUUGAUUCACUGGAUGAUUGCUGCUCAGAAUUAGUAAAUGUGAAGGUUCUUUCCUUCUUUGUUGAUCUAUUAUCAGGAGAGUUGUGUCCUGGUCUUAAAGAAAAGAUACAAAAUAAGUUCCUUGGCAUGGAUUCAGUUCGCCUGACCAAAUGGUUGGAGAAAAGGCUUUUAGGUUGCAUAGUGGAAGCUUCAGGUGCGGUCAAUAGUGCAAAAGGAAGUUCUGUUUCUCUCAGAGAGUCAACUAUGAAUUUUAUUUUGUGCCUUGUAUCCUCACCUUCUGAGUUGCAAUCUAGUGAACUGCAAAGUCAUUUUUUUGAAGCUGUGCUGGUUUCACUUGAUACUGCAUUUUUGCUAUUUGAUAUUCAUGUAGCCAAGUCCUAUUUUCAUCUUGUUGUUCAACUUUCAAGAGGAGAGACAUCAAUGAAAUUGCUUUUGGAACGGGCCAUAAAGCUGAUGGAGAAGGUGGCUGGUGAUGAACGUUUGCUUCCAGGGUUGAAGUUUUUGUUCAGUUUUCUUGGAACCAUCUUGAGUGAUUGUGGGUCUGGUAAGAAUACUCCAGAAAGAUCUGCUGGAAAGUCAUUGUCUACCAAUACUCAUGGGGUGGGAUCUGUGACUUCUAGGCUGGUGGGAUCAAGUAAGAAUUCCGAAACAUUGGUUCUUUCAGCUAAUCAAGAAGGGGGAUCCACAUCUAUUGAAUGUGAUGCAACUUCUGUGGAUGAAGAUGAGGAUGAUGGAACUUCUGAUGGUGAGGUGGCUAGCAUAGACAAGGAUGAGGAUGAGGAUAGUAACAGUGAAAGGGCCCUUGCUUCUAAAGUAUGCACAUUUACAUCCAGUGGCAGCAAUUUCAUGGAACAGCAUUGGUAUUUUUGUUAUACAUGUGAUCUGACUGUAUCAAAAGGCUGCUGCUCUGUUUGUGCUAAAGUUUGCCAUCGUGGUCACCGUGUUGUUUAUUCUCGCUCGAGUCGCUUCUUUUGUGAUUGUGGAGCUGGGGGUGUUAGGGGUAGCAACUGUCAGUGUUUGAAGCCUCGCAAAUUCACUGGGAGUAGUGCUGCACCUGUGCGUGGUUCUAGUAAUUUUCAGUCCUUCUUACCCUUUACCCAGGAUGGAGAUCAGCUGCCAGAUAGUGAUUCAGAUUUUGAUGAGGAUGUUAAUACAGAUAUUGAUAACUCCCUCAGGUUAUCAAUUCCAAGAGAACUUCAAGAUAGGAUUCCACUGCUACUGGAGGAGCUUGAUAUUGAGGGCCGGGUGCUUGGCCUUUGCUCUUCAUUGUUGCCUUCUAUAACUAGUAAAAGAGACUCCAGCCUUUCAAAAGAUAAGAAAAUUGUUUUGGGCGAGGAUAAGGUGCUUUCUUAUGGUGUUGAUAUCUUGCAAUUGAAGAAGGCAUAUAAAAGUGGGUCACUAGACCUAAAAAUAAAGGCAGAUUAUUCAAAUGCCAAGGAACUUAAGUCACAUUUAGCGAGUGGUUCUCUUGUCAAAACCUUGCUCAGUGUCAGUGUUCGAGGCCGACUUGCUGUUGGAGAAGGUGACAAAGUUGCUAUCUUUGAUGUUGGGCAGUUAAUUGGACAAGCCACCAUUGCACCUGUUACAGCAGACAAGACAAAUGUUAAGCCCCUCUCAAAGAAUGUUGUUCGCUUUGAGAUUGUCCAUCUUGCUUUUAAUUCAGUCAUAGAGAACUAUCUCGCUGUAGCUGGUUAUGAAGAUUGCCAGGUCCUCACUGUGAACCCUCGUGGUGAAGUGACUGAUCGUCUUGCCAUUGAACUAGCCCUGCAAGGUGCAUAUAUUAGGCGAGUAGAUUGGGUUCCAGGUUCUCAGGUUCAGUUAAUGGUGGUUACAAACAGGUUUGUCAAAAUAUACGAUCUGUCUCAGGACAACAUCAGUCCCAUGCACUACUUCACAUUGCAAGAUGACAUUAUUGUAGAUGCAACCCUUUAUUUGGCUUCCCAGGGAAGGAUGUUUCUUAUUGUUCUUUCAGAAUGUGGCAGCUUAUUCAGGCUAGAGUUGUCAGUGGAAGGUAAUGUUGGGGCCACGCCAUUGAAGGAAAUUAUACAUGUUCAGGACAAAGAAAUUCUUGCCAAGGGCUCCUCUUUGUACUUUUCUUCAUCAUGUAAAUUACUUUUCAUAUCUUAUCAAGAUGGCACAACCUUGAUAGGUCGGCUGAGUUCUGAUGCAACAUCUCUUAUUGAGAUAUCUUUGGUAUAUGAGGAGCAAGAUGGUAAGCAGCGGCCUGCUGGACUUCAUCGUUGGAAGGAGUUGCUGGCUGGAAGUGGGUUAUUUGUUUGCUUCUCUAGUUUAAAAUCAAAUUCUGCACUUGCUGUGUCCAUUGGGGCUCAUGAAUUAAUUGCUCAAAACCUGCGGCAUGCAGUGGGUUCAACCUCACCCAUAGUUGGGAUAACUGCCUACAAACCUUUAUCCAAAGACAAAAUCCACUGUCUUGUUCUACAUGAUGAUGGCAGCCUGCAAAUAUACUCACAUGUCCCUGUUGGAGUUGAUGCCAGUGCAAAUGCGACAUCAGAGAAAGUUAAAAAAUUGGGUUCUGGUAUCCUAAGCAAUAAGGCUUAUGCUGGUGUAAAUCCUGAAUUCCCACUUGAUUUUUUUGAGAAAACAGUGUUGAUUACACCAGAUGUGAAACUGGGCGGUGAGGCCAUCAGAAAUGGUGACUCUGAGUCUGCUAAGGAGAGGUUGUUAUCUGAGGAUGGUUUUCUAGAAAGCCCUAAUCCUACAGGCUUUAAGAUAACCGUCUUCAAUUCAAACCCUGAUAUAGUCAUGGUUGGUUUUCGUGUGCAUGUGGGUUAUGCUUCAGCAAACCAUAUACCAUCUGAUAUUACUAUCUUCCAGAGGGUUGUUAAAUUAGAUGAGGGCAUGCGUUCUUGGUAUGAUAUACCAUUUACAGUUGCUGAAUCACUCCUUGCUGAUGAGGAAUUUACAAUUUCUGUUGGACCAACCUUCGGCGGGUCUGCACUGCCUAGAAUAGACUCACUUGACGUUUAUGGUCGAGCUAAAGAUGAAUUUGGUUGGAAAGAGAAAAUGGAUGCAGUUUUGGAUAUGGAAGCUCGUGUGCUUGGUUCUAAUGCCUCGCUUGCAGUAUCAGGGAAAAAGCGCCGUUCAAUGCAGUCUGCUCCUGUUCAGGAGCAGGUCAUAGCAGAUGGUCUUAAGCUUCUAUCUAGAUUUUAUUCAUUGUGUAAGUCACAAGAAUGCUCAAGAGUUGAGGAAGUAAAACAGGAGCUGAGCAACCUCAAGUGCAAGAAGUUACUAGAAACCAUAUUUGAAAGUGACCGGGAACCCUUGUUGCAGGCUGCUGCUUGCCGUAUCUUGCAGGCUGUAUUCCCCAAAAAAGAGAUAUACUACCAAGUUAAGGAUACCAUGCGUCUCCUUGGGGUGGUCAAAUCAACCUCUGCACUUUCUUCAAGGCUUGGCACUGGUAGUACUGCAGGAAGGUGGAUUAUUGAAGAGUUUACAGCCCAGAUGCGUGCAGUCUCUAAGAUUGCGUUGCAGCGUCGGUCUAAUUUGGCUACUUUUCUGGAGAUGAAUGGUUCUGAAGUGGUGGAUGGGCUUAUGCAAGUCCUAUGGGGAAUUUUGGAAUUAGAGCAGCCUGACACACAAACUAUGAACAAUAUUGUUAUAUCUUCCGUGGAACUCAUUUAUUGUUAUGCUGAAUGCCUCACUUUACAUGGGAAGGAUACAGGAUGCUCUGUGGCACCUGCUGUUGUUUUACUCAAGCAACUUCUGUUUUCCCCCAAUGACGCAGUUCAGACUUCCAGCAGCCUAGCUAUAUCUUCAAGGUUGCUCCAGGUUCCAUUUCCAAAGCAAACCAUGUUAGCUACAGAUGAUGUGGUGGAAAAUACUGUGUCUGCUCCUGUGCCUUCUGACACAACUGGUGUAAAUACCCAAGUCAUGAUUGAGGAAGAUUCCAUCACUUCAUCUGUUCAAUACUGUUGUGAUGGCUGCUCCACUGUUCCUAUACUUAGGCGAAGAUGGCAUUGUACUAUUUGUCCUGAUUUUGAUUUAUGUGAGGCAUGUUAUGAAGUAUUAGAUGCAGACCGGCUUCCCCCACCACAUUCUAGAGAUCAUCCUAUGACAGCAAUUCCAAUUGAAAUUGAAUCAAUUGGAGGAGAUGGCAAUGAAUUUCACUUCACACCAGAUGAUGCAAGUGAUACAAGCUUGCUGCCAGCCACUGCAGAUGCCAGCAUGCAGAAUUCUGCUCCAUCAAUCCAUGUGUUGGAGCCCAGUGAAUCUGGAGAGUUUUCUACUUCAGUGACUGACCCAGUUUCAAUUUCUGCUUCGAAACGGGCUGUAAAUUCUUUGCUUCUUUCUGAGCUUCUUGAACAGUUGAAAGGAUGGAUGGAGACAACCUCUGGGGUUCGGGCAAUCCCUGUAAUGCAACUCUUCUACAGACUAUCAUCUGCUGUGGGUGGACCUUUUAUAGACAGUUCAAAGCCAAAAAGCUUGGAUCUAGAGAAAUUAAUUAAAUGGUUUUUGGAUGAGAUUAAUCUCAACAAACCUUUUAAUGCCAAAACCCGCUCUUCUUUUGGGGAAGUGGAAAUCCUCAUCUUCAUGUUCUUCACGUUGAUGCUUCGGAACUGGCACCAGCCCGGAAGUGAUAAUUCCACUCAAAAAUCAGCUGGAACUGUAGAAACAAAUGACAAGAGUGUUAUCCAGAUUCCGCCCUCCACUUCAGCUGCUACUCAGUCUUUGGAUGAUCAGGACAAAGAUGAUUUCAUUUCCCAGCUGCUUCGAGCCUGCGAUUCUCUUAGACAACAAGGUUUUAUCAGUUAUUUAAUGGAUAUACUGCAGCAGCUUGUGCAUGUAUUUAAGUCUCCUCCUGUUAAUCAUGAUGGUGCACAUGGUUUGGGCCCUGGUUCUGGCUGUGGGUCUUUACUAACAGUACGAAGAGAUCUACCUGCAGGUAAUUUUUCUCCAUUCUUUUCGGAUUCAUAUGCUAAAGCCCAUCGGACAGAUAUCUUUAUGGACUACCACAGACUAUUGUUAGAGAAUGCUUUCCGACUUGUAUACACUUUGGUUCGCCCUGAAAAACAAGACAAGAGUGGUGAGAGAGAAAAGGUUUACAAGACUUCAUACAGUAAGGAUUUGAAGCUGGAUGGAUAUCAGGAUGUUCUCUGCAGUUACAUUAACAAUCCCCAUACAACGUUUGUAAGAAGAUACGCAAGGAGGCUUUUCCUGCAUCUAUGUGGAAGCAAAACUACCUAUUACAGUGUUAGAGACUCUUGGCAAUUCUCCAGUGAAGUUAAGAAACUUUUCAAACACAUAAAUAAAUCUGGUGGUUUUCAAAAACCUGUCUCUUAUGAGAGAAGUGUUAAGAUUGUGAAGUGCCUAUCUACUAUGGCUGAAGUAGCUGGUGCACGGCCUCGGAACUGGCAGAAAUACUGUUUGAGGCAUGGAGAUGUUUUAUCCUUCCUGAUGAAUGGAAUAUUUUAUUUCGGGGAGGAGUCUGUUGUUCAGACUCUUAAACUUCUAAAUUUGGCCUUCUAUACAGGAAAGGAUAUUGGCCACUCUUUACAGAAAACUGAAGCAGACUCGGGAAUAGGUUCAAACAAAUCAGGCACUCAAUCUUUGGAUUCAAAGAAGAAAAAGAAAGGUGAAGAUGGAAUUGAAUCUGGUUCAGAGAAGUCCUAUUUAGAUAUGGAGGCAGCGAUUGAUAUCUUCACUGACAAGGGUAGUGAUGCCUUGAGACAAUUUAUUGAUAGUUUUCUACUGGAAUGGAAUUCGAGCUCUGUGCGUGCAGAGGCCAAGUGUGUUCUUUUUGGUGUUUGGCAUCAUGGAAAGCAGUCAUUCAAGGAAACCUUGUUAACAACUCUCCUACAGAAAUUCAAAUUCCUGCCAAUGUUUGGUCAGAAUAUCGUUGAGUACACAGAACUUGUCACAUGGUUGCUGGGAAAAGUCCCUGAUAUUAGCUCAAAGCAACAAAGUACUGAACUUGUGGAUCGGUGCUUGACCCCUGAUGUUAUUAGAUGCAUCUUUGAAACACUUCAUUCUCAAAAUGAGCUAUUAGCUAAUCAUCCAAAUUCCCGCAUAUACAACACUUUAAGUGGUUUAGUGGAAUUUGAUGGAUACUAUCUUGAGAGUGAACCUUGUGUUGCCUGCAGUUCACCUGAGGUACCAUAUAGCAGGAUGAAGCUAGAAAGUCUGAAAUCUGAAACAAAGUUUACUGACAACCGAAUCAUUGUGAAAUGCACAGGGAGUUACACAAUCCAGACUGUGACUAUGAAUGUUCAUGAUGCACGCAAAUCUAAAUCAGUAAAAGUUUUAAACCUCUACUACAAUAAUAGGCCUGUGGCUGACUUGUCAGAAUUGAAAAAUAAUUGGGCACUAUGGAAGCGUGCAAAGAGUUGUCAUCUUGCUUUCAAUCAGACUGAGCUAAAAGUAGAGUUCCCCAUUCCAAUCACUGCUUGUAACUUCAUGAUUGAGCUGGAUUCUUUCUAUGAAAAUCUACAGGCCUUAUCCCUUGAACCAUUGCAAUGCCCACGUUGCAGUCGACCAGUCACUGAUAAGCAUGGGAUAUGUAGCAAUUGCCAUGAGAAUGCAUAUCAAUGCAGGCAAUGCCGAAACAUCAAUUAUGAGAAUCUGGAUUCUUUUCUUUGCAAUGAGUGUGGUUACAGCAAAUAUGGAAGGUUUGAGUUCAAUUUCAUGGCAAAGCCCAGUUUCACAUUUGAUAAUAUGGAGAAUGAUGAAGAUAUGAAGAGAAAUUUAGCAGCUAUAGAAUCUGAAUCAGAAAAUGCUCAUAGGAGAUAUCAGCAACUCUUGGGUUUUAAGAAGCCCCUACUCAAGAUUGUAUCAAGUAUUGGUGAGAAUGAGAUGGACUCACAACAGAAGGACUCUGUGCAGCAAAUGAUGGUCUCUUUGCCUGGGCCUUCAUGUAAGAUAAACCGUAAAAUUGCUCUUCUUGGUGUCCUGUAUGGUGAGAAGUGCAAAGCAGCUUUUGAUUCUGUUAGUAAAAGUGUUCAGACGCUGCAAGGGUUACGCCGGGUAUUGAUGAGUUAUUUGCACCAGAAACAUUCUGAUAAUGGAGUUGCUGCUUCAAGAUUUGUGGUAUCCAGGUCUCCAAAUAAUUGCUAUGGCUGUGCAACUACUUUUGUGACCCAGUGCCUUGAAUUAUUGCAGGUGCUAUCAAAGCAUCCAAAUUCUAAGAAACAACUUGUUUCAUCUGGCAUCUUAUCUGAGUUAUUUGAAAAUAACAUUCAUCAAGGUCCUAAGACUGCCCGUGUCCAAGCUAGGGCAGUACUUUGUGCUUUCUCUGAGGGUGAUGUUAGUGCAGUGACUGAGUUGAACAGUCUGAUGCAGAAGAAAGUCAUGUACUGCCUUGAACAUCAUCGUUCCAUGGAUAUUGCUCUGGCUACCCGUGAAGAGCUGUUAUUGCUUUCGGAAGUGUGUUCUCUGGCUGAUGAAUUCUGGGAAUCAAGGUUACGUGUUGUUUUUCAACUGUUAUUUUCUUCCAUUAAAUUGGGUGCCAAGCAUCCUGCCAUCUCUGAGCAUGUUAUUCUUCCUUGUCUGAGGAUUAUAUCUCAGGCGUGUACUCCUCCAAAACCUGACACAGCAGACAAAGAUCAAGGUGUUGCAAAAUCUGCUCCUGUUUCACAGACUAAGGAUGAAAGUAACUCUAAUGUUUCAGGAUCUUUGAGUGGUGUUUUCAGUGGGAACAAGUCUCAGCCAGAGUCAUUGGAAAGGAACUGGGAUGCUUCCCAGAAGACUCAAGAUAUUCAAUUACUGAGCUAUUCUGAGUGGGAGAAGGGAGCAUCUUAUCUCGAUUUUGUUAGAAGGCAGUACAAGGUGUCUCAAGCAGUCAAGGGUGCCAGCCAAAGGUCUCGUCCCCAAAGACAUGAUUUCCUAGCUCUUAAAUAUGCAUUAAGGUGGAAGCGGCGUGCUUGUAAGACAGCAAAGGGUGACUUAUCAGCAUUUGAACUCGGGUCAUGGGUUACAGAACUUGUUUUGAGUGCUUGCUCUCAAUCGAUAAGGUCUGAAAUGUGCAUGCUGAUAAGUUUGCUCUGUGCCCAAAGCGCAUCAAGGCGAUUUCGGUUGUUGAACUUGCUAGUGUCUCUAUUACCGGCAACACUAUCUGCUGGUGAAAGUGCUGCAGAGUAUUUUGAGUUGCUUUUCAAGAUGAUAGAGUUGGAAGAUGCUCGUCUGUUUUUGACUGUGCGGGGAUGUCUACGUACAAUAUGUAAAUUAAUUACCCAAGAAGUGGCCAAUAUAGAGUCUCUGGAAAGGAGCCUGCAUAUUGACAUUUCACAGGGAUUUAUCCUUCACAAGCUGAUAGAGCUCCUUGGAAAAUUUUUAGAGGUUCCCAAUAUCAGAUCCAGAUUCAUGCAAGAUAAUCUGCUCUCUGAAAUCCUUGAAGCACUUAUUGUCAUCCGUGGCUUGAUAGUGCAAAAGACAAAGUUGAUUAGUGAUUGCAACCGGCUCUUAAAAGAUCUUUUAGAUAGUCUUCUGCUUGAAAGCAGUGAAAAUAGACGGCAGUUUAUCCGGGCCUGUAUCUGUGGUUUGCAAAUUCAUGGAGAGGAGCGAAAGGGAAGAAAUUCUCUGUUUAUCUUAGAGCAGCUCUGCAAUCUGAUCUGCCCAUCGAAACCAGAGCCUGUAUAUCUUUUGGUUCUUAACAAGGCACACACGCAGGAAGAAUUCAUCAGGGGAUCAAUGACUAAAAAUCCUUAUUCCAGUGCAGAGAUUGGUCCAUUGAUGCGUGAUGUUAAGAAUAAAAUUUGCCAUCAGUUGGAUCUCUUGGGUCUUCUUGAAGAUGAUUAUGGCAUGGAGUUGCUAGUUGCUGGCAAUAUCAUCUCUCUUGAUUUGAGCAUUGCUCAAGUUUAUGAGCAAGUAUGGAGGAAAUCAAAUCAAUCUUCAAGCACUUUGGCUAAUUCUACCUUGUUAUCUACAACUGCUGCUACUUCAGCCAGAGAUUGUCCACCUAUGACUGUGACUUACCGUCUUCAGGGAUUAGAUGGCGAAGCAACUGAGCCUAUGAUUAAAGAAUUGGAGGAAGAUAGGGAGGAGUCGCAAGAUCCUGAGGUUGAAUUUGCCAUAGCAGGUGCAGUACGUGAAUAUGGUGGACUUGAAAUUAUUUUGGGCAUGAUCCAGCGUUUGCGAGAUGAUUUCAAGUCCAAUCAAGAGCAGUUGGUUGCAGUUCUUAAUCUCCUCAUGCACUGUUGCAAAAUCAGAGAGAACAGGCGUGCCUUGUUGAGACUAGGAGCUUUAGGCAUACUUCUUGAAGCAUCAAGGCGGGCCUUCUUUGUGGAUGCCAUGGAGCCAGCCGAAGGCAUUCUUCUGAUUGUGGAAAGUCUGACUAUGGAAGCAAAUGAAAGCGAAAACAUUAGCAUUUCACAAAGUGCUCUUACUGUCACCAGUGAAGAAACUGGCACAGAUGAGCAGGCCAAGAAAAUAGUUCUCAUGUUCUUGGAACGACUAUCACAUCCUUUGGGCCUUAAAAAAUCAAACAAACAGCAAAGGAACACUGAGAUGGUCGCACGAAUUUUGCCUUACUUGACAUAUGGUGAACCUGCUGCAAUGGAAGCACUGAUCCAGCAUUUUAGCCCUUACUUGCAAGACUGGGGUGAAUUUGACCAGUUGGAGAAACAACACCAAGACAAUCCUAAAGACGAGAACCUUGCUCAGCAAGCUGCCAAGCAGAGAUUUUCCCUGGAAAAUUUUGUUAGAGUUUCAGAGUCACUUAAGACAAGUUCCUGUGGAGAGAGACUAAAGGACAUUAUCCUAGAGAAGGGUAUAACCAGUGUUGCAAUUAGACAUCUGAGCAAUAGUUUUGCGGUUUCAGGGCAGGCUGGCUUUAAAUCCAGUGCAGAAUGGGCAAUAGGUUUAAAACUGCCUUCUGUACCGCUUAUAUUGUCUAUGCUGACAGGCUUGUCAAUGGGGCAUUUGGCCACCCAAAGGUGUAUUGAUGAGGGUGGAAUCUUACCCCUGCUUCAUGCUUUGGAAGGAGUCUCUGGAGAAAAUGAAAUUGGGGCAAGGGCUGAAAACUUGCUAGACACACUAUCUAAUAAAGAGGGAAAGGGGGAUGGGUUCUUGGAGGAGAAGGUGUGUAGGUUGCGGCAUGCAACUCGGGAUGAAAUGAGGCGUCGAGCUUUGAGGAAGAGAGAGGAGAUGCUUCAGGGACUUGGAAUGCGACAGGAACUAGCUUCAGAUGGCGGUGAGCGUAUUGUUGUUGCUCGACCAAUUCUUGAAGGUCUGGAAGAUGUGGAGGAGGAGGAAGAUGGGCUGGCAUGCAUGGUGUGCCGAGAGGGCUACAGUUUGAGGCCUACUGAUUUGCUGGGUGUGUACUCCUACAGUAAGCGGGUGAACCUAGGUGUUGGCCCUUCAGGAAGUGCACGUGGGGAAUAUGUCUACACAACUGUGAGUUACUUUAAUAUUAUUCAUUUCCAAUGCCAUCAGGAGGCCAAAAGAGCAGAUGCAGCUCUGAAGAAUCCUAAGAAAGAGUGGGAAGGUGCAACCCUCAGAAAUAAUGAAUCUCUUUGUAAUUCAUUAUUCCCUGUGAGAGGUCCUUCGGUUCCACCACAACAGUAUAAUCGCCAUGUUGACCAGUAUUGGGAAAACCUCAAUGCUCUUGGACGUGCUGAUGGAAGCAGGCUUCGACUGUUGACAUACGACAUUGUUCUGAUGCUUGCUCGAUUUGCAACGGGGGCAUCAUUCAGUGCAGAAAGCAGAGGUGGAGGAAGGGAAAGCAACUCCAGAUUUCUUCCUUUCAUGAUCCAAAUGGCUCGUUACCUUCUUGAUCAGGGAAAUCCUUCUCAGCGCCGUAGCAUGGCCAAAGCUGUCUCAGCAUAUUUAACCUCUUCCACUACAGAUUCCCGCCCCUCCACACCAUCUGGAACACAACCUUCUGUGGGGACUGAAGAAACUGUACAAUUUAUGAUGGUGAAUUCACUUCUCUCAGAGUCCUAUGAAUCAUGGUUGCAGCACCGAUGCGCCUUCUUGCAGCGUGGAAUUUAUCAUGCAUACAUGCAGCACACUCACGGCCGGUCAGUGGCUCGCGGAUCAUCCAAUUCAGCAAAAGUAGAACCUGGAAGCUCUAGUACAAGCCCUACCCCUGAAUCAGAGGGUGCUGAUGAUCUAUUGUCUAUCAUCCGACCAAUGCUUGUCUACACUGGUUUAAUUGAGCAGCUGCAGCAAUUCUUCAAAGUUAAAAAAUCAGCAAAUGUGGCAUCUGUAAAAGCAGAAGGAACUACUGCAUCAUUAGAAGGGGACGAUGAAAGUGGAAGUGUAGAAGCUUGGGAGAUUGUGAUGAAAGAGAGACUAUUGAAUGUGAAGGAGAUGGUAGGGUUUUCUAAGGAAUGGCUCUCGUGGCUCGAUGACAUAAAUUCUGCUACUGAUUUGCAGGAGGCCUUUGACGUCAUCGGUGUUUUAGCUGAUGUGUUAUCUGGUGGAGUUACGCAGUGUGAGGAUUUUGUGCAUGCUGCGAUAAAUGCGGGGAAAGGCUGAUGAUCAUUCUGAAUCAGGGGCAUUAUGUGUAUUUUUAGUUCAAAAUUCUAGUUACAAACUUCCUUAUUUUGAUAUGUGAUAAUGAUGUAUGCCUGUUCUGUCCCCAUGCGUGAAGGGGUGAGAACUUAAUAUUAUGUCUUGUUUGAGUCUGUAACACAUACGCUCCUUUAGGUAAUGAAAUUUGCUU
Molecule: messenger RNA, 15635 nt
Organism: Quercus lobata
Lineage: Eukaryota; Viridiplantae; Streptophyta; Magnoliopsida; Fagales; Fagaceae
Gene: BIG
Product: auxin transport protein (BIG)
Exons: 14
Coding region: 119-15448 (5109 amino acids)
Biological process (GO): auxin polar transport
Cellular component (GO): plasmodesma; cytosol
Molecular function (GO): zinc ion binding
Source: RefSeq, a predicted model, not a curated record